Propithecus coquereli (Coquerel's sifaka) is the source of this 2411-nucleotide messenger RNA. It is a transcript of the gene LMAN2L, whose product is annotated as lectin, mannose-binding 2-like. Lineage: Eukaryota; Metazoa; Chordata; Mammalia; Primates; Indriidae. The coding region runs from base 38 to 1093 and encodes 351 amino acids. Gene Ontology annotation, cellular component: endoplasmic reticulum membrane; endoplasmic reticulum-Golgi intermediate compartment; COPII-coated ER to Golgi transport vesicle. The record is from RefSeq and is a predicted model, not a curated record. Gene Ontology annotation, biological process: Golgi organization; endoplasmic reticulum organization; endoplasmic reticulum to Golgi vesicle-mediated transport. The transcript is spliced from 8 exons. Gene Ontology annotation, molecular function: D-mannose binding.
UAGGGCGACGGGGCGGGCUUUUGAUGAAGGGACAGGAAUGGGAAAGAUGGCGGCGAUUCUGGGACCCUCUGGGUGGUGGCAGCGGUGGCGGCGAUGUUUGUCGGCUCGGGAUUGGUCAAGGAUGUUGCUCCUUCUCCUUUUGUUGGGGUCUGGGCAGGGGCCACGGCAAGUCGGGGCGGGCCAAACGUUCGAGUACUUGAAAAGGGAGCACUCGCUGUCGAAGCCCUAUCAGGGUGUGGGCACAGGCGGUUCCUCACUGUGGAAUCUGAUGGGCAAUGCCAUGGUGAUGACCCAGUAUAUCCGCCUUACCCCGGAUAUGCAAAGUAAACAGGGUGCCUUGUGGAAUCGGGUGCCAUGUUUCCUGAGAGACUGGGAGUUGCAAGUGCACUUCAAAAUCCAUGGACAAGGGAAGAAGAAUCUGCAUGGGGAUGGCUUGGCAAUCUGGUAUACAAAGGAUCGGAUGCAGCCAGGGCCUGUCUUUGGAAACAUGGACAAAUUUGUGGGGCUGGGAGUGUUUAUAGACACCUACCCCAAUGAGGAGAAGCAGCAAGAGCGGGUAUUCCCCUACAUCUCAGCCAUGGUGAACAACGGCUCCCUCAGCUAUGAUCACGAGCGGGAUGGGCGGCCUACAGAGCUGGGGGGCUGUACAGCCAUUGUCCGCAAUCUCCAUUAUGACACCUUCCUUGUGAUUCGCUAUGUCAAGAGGCAUUUGACGAUAAUGAUGGACAUCGAUGGCAAGCAUGAGUGGAGGGACUGCAUUGAGGUGCCCGGGGUCCGUCUGCCCCGUGGCUACUACUUCGGCACCUCCUCCAUCACUGGGGAUCUCUCGGAUAAUCAUGAUGUCAUUUCCCUGAAGUUGUUUGAGCUGACAGUGGAAAGAACCCCAGAAGAGGAGAAGCUGCAUCGAGAUGUCUUCUUACCCUCGGUGGACAAUAUGAAGUUGCCUGAGAUGACAGCUCCACUGCCACCCCUGAGUGGCCUGGCCCUCUUUCUCAUCGUCUUUUUCUCUCUGGUGUUUUCUGUAUUCGCCAUUGUCAUUGGUAUCAUACUUUACAACAAAUGGCAGGAACAGAGCCGAAAGCGUUUCUACUGAGCCCUCACGCUGCCACCACCUGCAAGACUGUCACCCAUGAGGUGUGGGAAAAACAGGUGCUGGCCUGAGCACACAGCCUGAUGGGUCUUCUCCAGUCUCCAGCAGCUGGUCAGAGACUGUGUUCUGUCACUGGAGCUUUGAAUGCAGGGACCUUGAAUUCACAUGGUCAUCCAUCGGGACAUCUAACUCUGGUCUGGGAAGCCACCCACCCCAGGGCAAUGCUGCUGUGUUGUGCCUUUCCCUGCAGUCCUUCCACGUGGGAGCAAAGAGGCGUGGAGAGAAUUUAUAUGCUUGCGAUGCCAAAAUCACAGAGCAGAAUAUCAUGGCCCAGGCUGCCUUGUUGUUGGACUCGGAGGACCCUCUGCCUCAUUUUAAAUCCACAAAGAAUAGAAAACUGAUAAUGCCUCAUACCUUGCAGCCAUCCAUUCACUGGUUUUUGCUUUUUACCCUGAGGAGUUUUCUUUGGAAAUCAGAAUGAAAACUUCUUCCCUGCCUCGCUUUCCUCUCUCACUCCAUUCAUUGUCCUGUGUGCCACCUGAGCUGGAGAAGACAUUUGGAUGCCCCUCUGUUGAGGCCUGGGACUGCACAACAAACUUAGUUUCACUGGCCUUCAUUUGGUGGCCCUAGGGAGAGGGCUUUCUGCUUUGGCUCACUGUUCCAGCUUUCGUUCUCUAGGCUGGGUCUUAGGUCUGUUAGUGUGUCCGUGGCCUUCCUAAUCAAAUCGUUUCAGGCCCUCCAUCAAGUUUGGCUGAAAGUUUGUGUGUAAGUCAAGAGAAGCUUGGAAGACAUCAUGGAUGCCAUGGGAUUAACUGUGAAACUGGCCAGCUCCAGGUUUGAUACUGAAAGCAACAUUUAUCAUGUGGUCUGACCACGUGGAAAUGUUUCUGGACUCAAUAGAGUCUGCUUAGCUGCAUGUUUUAUAGUUAUGAUUUUUGGAAUCCCACUUUGAAUGUCGAAAGUAUAAGGAAGCUUUCUUCUUAUAUCCUGAGCUUGAAUACUGCCCAAAGAGGACAUUUGGCGUCUUUUUCUUAAUGAGUAAGAAAUAGUUGCUGUUUUCAUGUUCCAAGUCUGGGAGCAUUAGACCCUUAUCAUCUGUGCCUAGAAGAGUUUGUUGUCUUUGAGCAGCCUGAGUGCUGUCUUCUACAUGUCAGCCCUUAUUCUACUGCCUUAUCUGACAAGGGGUUACAUGCUGCUCACCUCUCUGCCCUGUGAUUAAAUUGGUUGCAGGCCAGAGUCUCCUGGAGGGCCUAGAACUCUGUGCUCUCUUAUGGACCUCUGUAGCCUAAAGGAAAUUCUUAAAAUGCCUGAUGGAACCAAA